Cladophialophora psammophila CBS 110553 is the source of this 921-nucleotide messenger RNA. RefSeq lists its product as uncharacterized. The transcript has a single exon. The record is from RefSeq and is a predicted model, not a curated record. NCBI's taxonomy places the organism in Eukaryota, Fungi, Ascomycota, Eurotiomycetes, Chaetothyriales, Herpotrichiellaceae. The coding region runs from base 1 to 921 and encodes 306 amino acids.
AUGGAGUCCGAAGGCAGCGAGGGAAGCACUAAAAUCAAUCCUGUUAUAUCCAAGCAGCAGCGAGUUCGCGAUAACCAACGACGGAGCCGUGCUCGACGUCGGGAAUAUAUCGCAGAGCUCGAGCACCAGUUGCAACAAUGCCGCAACACCUGUCGUGAAGCCGAUCUUCAACGGACAGCUUUCAGUGAAGUUCAAGCCGAAAAUGCUCGUUUGCGACAUCUUUUGAAGAAUGCCGGCAUCAAUCCAGAUCUGCUGGAAACUACUCUGGGAGACUCGACGCUUCACCGUCCCGGCGGCCUCACGGCAGCCGCUUUUCGAGAAUUGAGACCCAAAUUAUCCAUCCCCGAGGCCGUCAACCCUUCGGCCACAGGAAUGCAGAACCCUAUCGGUGCUGCAUCUUGUUUGACACCGUCGCCUUCGCCCUACUGCACAACACCACCGCUCGUGUCCUCUGGCAACUUCCCAUUCUACGACACUCAGUAUUGUUACGAGCUUAUGGGCUCUUCGACGGCUCCUGUAACCACAAUGUCGGCAGCAACAGCGGCGGCAAACCCCCUCGCAAGCACGUCUUGCGAGUGGUAUUUCCCGCCGCAGGGCGAAAAAGCACACGUACCCAACGACAAUACGUUUGUGCGCCAGGCGUUUCUUGUACCGUCGAGCGGGCCUCUCUGUGCCGACGACGGCAACAGCAUUUCUUGCUCGGUGGCCAAAGACAUGAUCGCACAGUACAAUCCAACGCCAGAAGAGAUGGACAACAUCGUUGCCCGGCUUUCUACGGGGUUCACCCCACCCUUGUAUCCAGGUGAGAGCUGUCGGGUCAACAGACAAGUUUUAUUUCAGAUACUCUACGAGUUGAACUCGAACCAAGUCCCGUCAUUUGCCACUGGACACAUCAUUGGCUCGGCGCAGAGCAAGUUGUGA